GCUGGAGUUGGAGCCGGGCAACAAGGGCUGCAAGGUGGUGGUGGUUUCUGUGCGCACUGCGCAAGGAAGCCUCCCGUCCCGUCACGGUUCCCCAACCCAGGGUCCCACCCAUCACCGUGGGCCGGCGAUGAUACCGGACCAAGACAAAGUAGUCCGCACAGCACCAUGUGCUUGAGGCUGGGUUGAUAAGGAGCAGGAUGGUGACCCGACUUUUCUGUUCGCAGUUGGGGGUGAGUAGAUAUUCUGAUACUGUGUAUCAUCUCAUUCUCCUCCCCCCCCCCCCCCAACGGCAACGCACCGAGGCGGAUAGACUGCCAUUAGUCCCGGCCCUAACCCUGGCUUCAUGUUUGAUGUCUGAUGUCCUGAGGCUGUGGACGGGAGGGACGGCAGAGAGGGCACAUGCUCGUGGCUGGAUGAUUGGCCACGGUGCACCUCUGCGUCACCUCCUUCUACUCCUGUCUCGCCCGUCAUGUGCACCGAGCGAGGCUGCGGCAGGGCAGCUGGCCCGCUGCCCCUCCAUCUCGCCCAGCGUAGGAGGUGUCAGAUGCCAGGCGCCGCAUCCGUGCCUCUUGGCCGCAGCAUCAACACACCUGCGAGUCUGCGACCCCUCGGGCCUCUGGGGAACCCUCUGGCGCCCUCUAGCCUGCUCGUCUGCUCGUGCCAGGCCUAGCCACUACUGCGUGGGCGGGCGGGAUGCUAUUCAGGCCCAAGCUGCUUGCUUGCUUGCUUGCUUAUCUUAUCGGAGCCCCCGAUUGCGCAUUCUGCUACGCUGUGGUCUGGCCUUCGCCUCGCCUCGCCGUGCGUAGUCCCCCCCUUCACCACACUCGUCCUGUUCAGACCGACGACUCGCGAAUCUGUCUGCAUCACCGCCAUUCCCUAACCCCUACCAAGCUCAGGACUCCUUCUCCCGAGGCCAGAAGUCCCUCCCCCCUCCCCUUUUCCCAUCGCAGCAUUCUUCCAGUCGUGUCUGCCACCUCGGAACCACACCCGCCAUCAAACCUAGACGACCCGUCCUCCUCGAAAGCCGGGCCUUUGCCCCUUUGUUCCGCUGUCCUGCCGACACGCCCCUGUCCUCCAAACAUGUCAGCAUCCAGCGCCCCUCCGACAAUAGCCCCUCCCCCGGAGGAGAACCACAGCGACAGCUCGAAGCUACGCAUCUUUAUCGGCAUCUUGAAGAAGUUCAUCGGCGUUGCCGACCUCGCCUCCGUCCGCUUCUCUCUGCCCUCACAACUCUUGGAGCCCACGCCAAACCUCGAGUACUGGAAUUAUCUCGAUGCGCCCAAUGCCUUCAUAGCCAUCGGCACCUCCGACGACCCCGUCGACCGCAUGCUGGAGGCUCUGCGCUUCUGGUUUACAAAGGAUCUGAAAUACGCAAAGGGGAAGCCAUGCAAGCCCUACAAUUCUUGCCUCGGCGAGUUCUUCAGGUGCAAUUGGGAGACCGAGGAUAAUGCGCCGAGGAUCAAGACCAAAGACGCCAACCCCGGCGGUAGUGUCCCAGGCAGUGGUGCCUCCAGCCUGAAGUCCGGCAGGCUGGCCGGGCUCGGCUCCGGGGGCUCGCGGGCAGCCUCAACCGUAUCAGUCCCACAGACCGCCAAGGACCCGACAGAUCCCGUAGUUCGCGUCUCAUACCUGACAGAGCAGACUUCCCACCAUCCUCCAGUCAGUGCCUUUUAUGUCGACUGCCCUGACAAGGGCCUUCAUGCCUGCGGGUUCGACCAGAUCAGCGCCAAGUUCACCGGUACCUCAAUCAAGGUCAGUCCGGGAGAGCACAACUUGGGGAUUUUCAUAACCUUGGAGAGGAGGAACAACGAGACCUACCAGUUGAAGCACCCUGCAGCUCAUCUGGGUGGUCUUCUCCGGGGCGCCCUCAGCGUCAGUGUCGGAGAUAUGGCCUACAUCACCUGCCCGCAGACCAAGUUGAAGGCCAUCCUAAACUACUACGACGAGGGGUGGCUGCGGGGCUCGACCAACAAGAUGGACGGGAUCGUCUUCAAGUACGACCCAGAAAACGACGACAAGGAGAAGAUCAAGGACGUGCCUGACGAGGACAUCUUGAUAAGAUUGCACGGGGCAUGGAAGGAGAAGAUCCAGUUUACCACAGGCCCCAAGCCCUUUGACUCUCACCCACCUGAGGCAAGAACAACCAUUAUAGACAUAGAGCCCCUCAGCGUGGCCCCCAAGUCUCUCCCGCCCAUGGAUCAGCAACUGCCUCACGAGUCGUUGAAACUCUGGAGCGGCGUGACAGAUGCAAUCGUUGGCAAACAGUUCUCCAAGGCCACGACAAUCAAGCAGGAUCUGGAAGAGGCGCAACGUGAGAAGGCCAGGGAGAGAGAAAGGGCGGGCGAGGACUUCAAGCCCGUCUUCUUCAAACAGGUCACCGGCAACGGCGGCCAACCCGAGCUGACCGAGAAGGGCCGAGAGGUCCUGAGGCGAGCGCAGAAGGCGGAGUGGAACCUGGACGGCAUUGUGCCAUAAUCUGCUGUGCUACACAAGACGAGAAGUUCUCAAUGUGCGUGUAUUUUUCGCUGGCCUUGUUUGAGGCGAAUCUUGUUUCGGCCGCUUGAGCGCAGGCUAUUCUGGAGGUGAGCUGACGCUCUCACCUCUCUCUCUUUGCUUGAGGUUGCAUGGCUCUCUGGAUCGGGGCGGCGUUGCUUUCUUGUACUCCGUACACCGUCAUUUCUCGGGAUCAUUUUCUUCCAAGGACUCGCGACACGAGGCCGGACACAGAUACACACGACCACGCACGCACACAUAUAUACACAUAUACUUACAGCUCAUACAUUGCACGUUUAGUCCGCCGGGGUAUUUGAAAUCGGGUGUUUAGGAUAGAAUAGGGCUACAUUUACAGAUCUGAAAUGAGCCUUCGGCACUCACAUACACCAAUCGCAUCUGUUACUACA
This is a messenger RNA of Diaporthe batatas, 2900 nucleotides long. RefSeq lists its product as uncharacterized. Bases 694 to 2475 code for a protein of 593 amino acids. NCBI's taxonomy places the organism in Eukaryota, Fungi, Ascomycota, Sordariomycetes, Diaporthales, Diaporthaceae. The transcript has 4 exons. Gene Ontology annotation, molecular function: sterol binding. Gene Ontology annotation, cellular component: membrane; intracellular membrane-bounded organelle; cytosol. Gene Ontology annotation, biological process: endocytosis; exocytosis; piecemeal microautophagy of the nucleus. The record is from RefSeq and is a predicted model, not a curated record.